ACUGUACGUGUCGACCUGCCCUACUUGCGUGUCUAAAGCCUAACGGCACAUCGGCCGGGCUCCCACAACCGUUGCAGCCGGGCGCGUCGCUGAUACUGAUGUGCUUCAGCCACAGCCAAUGCCCGUAUCAGGAGAUGACGCCCCCGCCUGCAGAAAAUAGCGUUUCGCGAUGGGCUAGGGAGGCCGGGGAGCCCAUGUGAGCCCAGGGGAGCGAGUCGGCUGACGUCUCGCACAAUCUGGCGUCCUGCACAAAUGAGGACGGCGGAGCAGGGGGGCCAAGGACCUCCCUCCGGUGGAGCAGCGGGCUUCGUCUGGCAGACAGGGACUGGCGUUCAUCGGAUCGGAUCCAGGGGUCCUGCCUCUCCUUUUGAGCUGGACCUCGUCCCCGUUACCCUCAUCCGUACCGCAUAUACAAGACGAUGGCGAAGGCGGCACCGACGCACUAGCACUAGCACCAGCAGCCGCGCGCGAGGAUAGCAACGCCCCAAGCGCCCGCCUGGAUAAGUCUGGAUAGCCCCCCGACAUCUCGCCCACGGUGCCGGCCGUUGCGACAAACGCCAAGAUGGAUCCCUCACUACUCCCGGUGACGGACCACCCCAAGCCGAUUCCCAUGACAAACCAGGUGACGGGCUUCCUCAUCGGCAACGUCAUCGCCUUGUUCUUCGCUGCAGCGACGGUCGCCGGCCGCUUUAUGUGCCGUAUUUUCUUUUCCGCCGGCUUGGGCACGGACGACUGGCUUAUCCUUGUGGCACUGAUCUUAGCCAUAGCAGCAAACGUGCUUGGUUUUGUUCUGUUCACCACGGGGGCAGGCCACCCCAUGGCCGAAGUCGUGCCCACGGGAAACCUUCCGCACAUGCUGCUAAUUGUUUUCCUCCUGGUCUUCGUCUCAAUCACGAGCCUGGCCGCGAGCAAGCUCAGCAUGCUCUUCUUCUACCUGCGCAUCUUUGAUCGGAAGAUGCGCCUGUGGUGCUGGGCCGUCAUGGGCUUCGUCGUUGUUUGGGCCGUAGCUAUCUUGAUGACCAAUGUCUUCAUGUGCACGCCCAUCAGCGCGCAGUGGGACCUUAGACUAGCCGCAGUUGCCAAAUGCGGGGACGCCCUCCCCCUCUACAAAACUAUUGUCAUCUCCAGCCUCUUGACUGAUAUCAUCAUCAUGAUGAUGCCAAUGAAGACGAUAUGGGGGCUGAACAUGAGAACGACGGAAAAGCUUGGUCUCAUGAUGUCCUUUCUCUUGUUGUUUGGGGUCGUCAUCGUCGGGUGCAUCCGCUACUACUACGUGUCGAAAGUCGACCUGGCCGCAAACAUUACGAGGGACAUACCCCUGUCCCUCUUCACGACCAAUAUCGAGCUCAGCCUGGGCAUCAUCUGCGUCAGCAUCCCGAUGCUGCGGCCGCUAUACACGCGGUACCGGGCCAAGCACUCGGCGUCCAAGCUGAGCGACCAGGCCCAGCGGAGCGACCUGCAGACGUACGGCGGCGGCGGCGGCGGCGGCGGCAAGGGCCCGUCGGGCAAGAACUCCCGCAACAGGGUCGGGCCCGCCGCCGACAUCACCCUGACCACCUUUUACGACAGCGCACCCAAGGACGAGUACGGGGUCGGCGGCGUGAGCGAGUCGGCUAUCGAGGCCGGGUCUAACCACAGCGUCGCGGGCUCCGGGGGUGAGAGCGAGCGAAACCUGACCAGCGACGCCACGCAGUAUCACACCAAGGAGGCCUCGAACCGCAGGAACACUGGCCUGGCCAUUGAGGUGCACAAGCAGUGGGAGAUUCGGAGAGACUAGACCGAGAGAGGGAGUGGCGUAUGUGGGACGAAGGCGGCGGUUGGUUCAAGACGCCUGUUUCUGGAGUCCCUGCUUUUGUGCCAUCUGUGGGCGGUGGUUUGUGAUACGCCAAGGGCAAGCGAGCGAGAGCAAUGAGUGCCAUUACUGGACUUUGAUAUAUCCAUCGUGAUAUAUCUUCAAGCUUUAUAUCGUGCGUCUCAGGGGUUCGUUGAAUCAGCUGAGGCGCGAACCAACAUGACAGUUGAGGGCACGGACCAAUAGCUAGAUCCCCUCAGUGAGCAUGCAGCCACACCACCACCCCUGCUCGCCGAUGGGUCUAUGCGGGGCGGAUUUUUGGGCCAAUUGCCCCUCCAUGAU
Molecule: messenger RNA, 2134 nt
Organism: Gaeumannomyces tritici R3-111a-1
Lineage: Eukaryota; Fungi; Ascomycota; Sordariomycetes; Magnaporthales; Magnaporthaceae
Product: integral membrane protein
Exons: 7
Coding region: 563-1777 (404 amino acids)
Source: RefSeq, a predicted model, not a curated record